Molecule: messenger RNA, 1191 nt
Organism: Mugil cephalus (flathead mullet)
Lineage: Eukaryota; Metazoa; Chordata; Actinopteri; Mugiliformes; Mugilidae
Product: homeobox protein goosecoid-2
Exons: 3
Coding region: 490-1041 (183 amino acids)
Biological process (GO): regulation of transcription by RNA polymerase II
Cellular component (GO): nucleus
Molecular function (GO): DNA-binding transcription factor activity, RNA polymerase II-specific; RNA polymerase II cis-regulatory region sequence-specific DNA binding
Source: RefSeq, a predicted model, not a curated record
UUGAUAAAGCUAAGUAAGAAAGUGACAUUUAUGAAAUGAAUUUAAGAGCUAAUCCUCGGAUUCAGCAUACACAAGUGUCUGGCCACACCAAAAAAAAAAAAAGCGUUCAUCUUUAAAUCCAGGUUUCUAAUACCGAGCAAUCCCCUUUUCUCUAAAACCUCAACAAUAAGGAUCUUAGGAGCUCUCCACUUCUCAUUUUAUGCAGUGAAAUCUGAUUUCUUUUGGAGAAAGGACUGAAGCAAGAUUAACUGAAUCUGCCGUCCUCCCUAACCUCUUCACAAAACUGCCCAGAUUAGCUAGGAAUUAAGUUUCAGCCGUUUUAUGUGUCUGGUCCAUAGGGGGGAUUAUAGUUUUACUAUUUUUUUGGGCCUCCCAAUUUCACUAUAAGGGUCUGACAUGCUGUUGUAGCGAGAGGAGAAGGAGGAGAGCGACGGAGGUGAUAUCCUGUGAUCAUCACCGCUUUGUGCUUUACUGGAAUUUCCUCGGAAAAUGAAUGGACGGAUCAGGAUGGAGAGGCAAAAGUUUCCUUUCACCAUCGAAAACAUAUUAAGCAAAUAUCCAAACAGUGAUGGAGACAAGCGGCCGUGUGGAACAACAGUCCUCGGACUAAAAGACAAGACGUUGAGCCCUGCUGGAGGCCAGACGGAGGCUGUUCAUCACGCCUGCCUGUGCUGCUGCUACUGCUCCCACUGUGCAGAUAUAUUUCAGACUGAUUUCAUUCAUGAAGCCUGUCAGUACGGAUGGACCCCAGCAAUAAUCUCAGACCAGUGCAGGCUGGGAGCCGCUCACGCAGAGGAGCAGUCGCCCGGUCAGGUGCAGAGGCGAACCAGACGCCACCGCACCAUCUUCACUGAGGAGCAGCUGGACGCACUGGAGGAGCUGUUCCUGCAGAACCAGUAUCCAGACGUGAACACAAGGGAAAAACUAGCACAGCGCACUCACUUAAGAGAAGAAAGAGUGGAGGUUUGGUUUAAAAACCGAAGAGCAAAGUGGAGACGUCAGAAGAGACUGUCAUUUGUUGUGAGCAACGCAGAAAAUUAAAACCAAUUAAAAAAAAACAAACAAGAGAGUUGUGUGUGUUUCAAUACAAUGAAUUUUGCUUGUCUUAUAAUACAAUAACUCAAAAAAAAAACGUAUAUUAACAUAGAUUAAGAAAAGAAGAGCUUUUUCUGUCAGUCUAAUCAUGCGACA